This is a messenger RNA of Dichotomopilus funicola, 900 nucleotides long. RefSeq lists its product as uncharacterized. Gene Ontology annotation, molecular function: oxidoreductase activity. Lineage: Eukaryota; Fungi; Ascomycota; Sordariomycetes; Sordariales; Chaetomiaceae. The coding region runs from base 1 to 900 and encodes 299 amino acids. The transcript is spliced from 4 exons. The record is from RefSeq and is a predicted model, not a curated record.
AUGUCUUCGAAAUCGCAGUUUGAAGCCGGUCAUCAAAUUCCGGUGACAAGCCAGGAUUUCCCGGGGUUGGAGAGCAACAUGCCUUAUCCCACACCUCUGUUUGAUGAGAUCCCAACCGACGAUGGCAGAAGUCAGAAGUACAAAGCAGCAGGGAAGUUGAAGGGGAAGAAGGCCAUUAUCACUGGAGGCGACUCGGGCAUUGGCCGGGCAACCGCCAUUUUGUUUGCCAUGGAAGGCGCCGACUCCCUUAUUGCGUAUCUGCCCGAGGAGGAGGAGGAUGCGCAGAAAACCAAGAAGUGGGUAGAGAAGUAUGGGCAGCAAUGCUACCUGCUGGCCACGGAUCUCAGAGACAAGGCAAACUGCAGAAAGGUCAUUGAUGAAGCCAUCAAUGUUUCCGGCGGGAAAAUAGAUAUUCUGUUCAACAAUGCAGCCUACCAAAUGAUGGUGGAGGAUAUCAACGAUCUCUCUGAAGACCAAUGGGUGCAUACCUUCAACACCAACAUCCACCCUUACUUCUUCUUGGCGAAAUAUGCUCUGCCGCAUAUGAAGCGAGGCAGCACCAUCAUCAACAACGCUAGUAUUAAUGCGUAUAUCGGACGACCAGACCUCCUCGACUACACAUCCACGAAGGGGGCCAUUGUUUCCUUUACCCGUGGACUGAGCAACCAGAAGAUCGGCCAGGGCAUCCGGGUCAACGCGAUUGCACCUGGGCCAGUCUGGACACCCCUCAUCCCGUCAACCAUGUCAGACACGGCACAGAAGGAGUUCACCAGCCCCAUGGGUCGCCCGGCACAACCGAGUGAGAUUGCAACGUGUGUGGUCUUUCUGGCUUCGUCGGACAGCUCGUCCAUCAGCGGGCAGACGAUCCAUUGUAACGGAGGAAGUGUGGUUGGGGGUUAG